This is a messenger RNA of Saccostrea cuccullata (small rock oyster), 594 nucleotides long. RefSeq lists its product as uncharacterized. Gene Ontology annotation, molecular function: ATP binding; four-way junction helicase activity; nucleic acid binding. Gene Ontology annotation, cellular component: nucleus; cytoplasm; chromosome. The annotation marks the transcript as partial. Gene Ontology annotation, biological process: double-strand break repair via homologous recombination. The transcript has 2 exons. Lineage: Eukaryota; Metazoa; Mollusca; Bivalvia; Ostreida; Ostreidae. The record is from RefSeq and is a predicted model, not a curated record.
AUGGCCGAUAUAGAAGUUGUAAACAGAAUUUGUCAGAAAUUCAAUUUGAAGUCACUUACAGAUCAACAAAUUUCGGCGAUCGACGCCCUGAAGAAAGGAAACGACACAUUUGUUGGGACAAAGACGGGGAGUGGGAAAUCUCUAGUCUACGAAAGCUCGCCGAUUGUUUUGGGAGAGAAUGGUGUUACAACUGUGCUUGCUCCGCUGAACAGUAUUAUGUCUGAACAAAUAGAGAGACUGAACAGGCUUGGAUACAGAGCUGUGCAAGUAUCCAAUGACACUGAUAAGCAAGCUGUUAUGAACGGAUAUUUUCAGUUCGUGUUAGGAAGCCCCGAACUUCUCGUCGGUGAUUACAAAUGGAGAGAAGUUUUGAGAAAUCCAAUCUUCACAUCAAAACACCAAUUGAUUGUGGUCGAUGAGGCCACACCGGGGCUAGAACAUCAACAAGAAGGGCCAUUUCGAGAGUGGUUUGCUCACAUAGGAGAGAUGCGAUCACUUUGCAUUGGGAGACCCACAAUGGCGCUCACCGCGACAGCUAGCCCCACACACAGACGCCAAAUUAUGCAGAAACUGUGUCUUCGUCAUCCAUCCUGU